Mytilinidion resinicola is the source of this 375-nucleotide messenger RNA. RefSeq lists its product as uncharacterized. The transcript has a single exon. Lineage: Eukaryota; Fungi; Ascomycota; Dothideomycetes; Mytilinidiales; Mytilinidiaceae. The record is from RefSeq and is a predicted model, not a curated record. The coding region runs from base 54 to 293 and encodes 79 amino acids.
GCGCCAGCCAAUUCCUCGCCCUCUCGUCACCUCCCAUCGUCACAUCACCCCUCAUGCCGCGCGCUGCCGGCCCCCAUUCGCCGCCUCCUCCCAUGCCGCCGUGUGCGGAUGCCGCGAAAGCCUCGCCCCAAACGCCCAGUUCGCCCUUCGUGGGGGUUGCGUCGCCAGCCCGACGUCAGGUGCUCAGCACUGCAUGCCUCCGUGGUCCGCGACGCGCCGCCUGCUGUCACGAUAGGCCAGCCGCCGCUGCGAACGCGAUGCGGUGCACGCUGCAGCGACGAUCGCAGCGCUGAUUGUGGUUGCUGAUGCGGCUUCCGCGGUCACGGAUCCGGACGAGUUGCAUGCGCCGCCAUGCAGGCAGUCCGUGGCCAGCCA